This is a messenger RNA of Vicia villosa (hairy vetch), 3032 nucleotides long. Its product is annotated as pentatricopeptide repeat-containing protein At5g50390, chloroplastic-like. The transcript has a single exon. Lineage: Eukaryota; Viridiplantae; Streptophyta; Magnoliopsida; Fabales; Fabaceae. The record is from RefSeq and is a predicted model, not a curated record. Gene Ontology annotation, molecular function: RNA binding; zinc ion binding; protein binding. Bases 315 to 2393 code for a protein of 692 amino acids. Gene Ontology annotation, biological process: RNA modification.
UUGGAGUGUAACAUAAAAUUUGCUUCUUUGUUGGGUGAAUCAUUCAAACAUCCAACUACCACCUAACCAACCAAACAUAAGUUAUAGGACAAUCACAAUGAGUAGCCGCUUCAAAAAACCACAUUUUUUAUUACUUUUCCAAUUUUGCUGGAUAGUCAAUACCAAACCAGAUUUGGACGGAGAAAUUGAUGCAAAUUGGAUCUGAUCAAUGAUCAUGCACACUGUUAUUCCUCUUUCAUAUUUAAACCCUCUCAUUCAUAAACCACUAACCUCAAAAACAACACUUGUUAUUAUUAUUGUUAACAAUAGUACUAAUGGAAACUUUUUCAUUAGAUCACUUUCAUUCCCUUUCAUAUCUAGGUUCAUCUUCUUCAAAUCCUAGAAAAAACUGUUGUUUUGCAUCAAAGUUGAGAAAUUGGAGCAAACCCAUUUCUCAGAUUUGUUGUUAUUCCAAAUUGGAACAUGGGUUACUCUCAAAACCAGAGAAGAAAAAUGGGUUUGAUGAGAAAAAGCUAGUUUUGGUUGAACCUGUGAUAAAAAGGAGAUCUUUAUUAUCCCCUUCUGGAUUAUGUAGCCAGAUCGAGAAAUUGGUUUUGAGUAAUAAGUAUAUGGAGGCAAUGGAAUUGUUUGAAAUGUUGGAACUUGAAUUUGCUGAUUCUUAUGUUGGUGCUAGUACUUAUGAUGCUUUGAUCACUGCUUGUAUUCGUUUGAGAUUCGUUAGAGGUGUUAAGAGGGUGUUUAAUCAUAUAAGAAAUAGUGGGUUUGAGCUUGAUUUGUAUAUGAUGAAUCGGGUUUUGUAUAUGCAUGUGAAAUGUUUUCUUAUGCACGAUGCGCGGAAGCUGUUUGAUGAUAUGCAUGAGAGAUAUUCGAGUUCUUGGAUGAUCAUGAUUGGCGGACUUGUGGACGCGGGGAAUUAUUCUGAGGCUUUUGAGAUGUUUUUGUGUAUGUGGGAAGAGUUUAAUGAUGGAAAAUCUCGCACUUUUGCAACUAUGCUUCGCGCGUCGGCUGGAUUAGGAAGUAUUGAGAUUGGAAAGCAAAUUCAUGCGUGUGUUUUUAAAAGGAGAGUGAAUGGAGAUCAAUUUGUAGAUUGUGCAUUGAUUGAUAUGUACAGCAAGUCUGGUAGCAUUGAAGAUGCUCAAUGUGUUUUUGAUCAAAUGCCGCAGAAGACGACGGUUGGAUGGAAUACCAUUAUUGCUGGUUAUGCACUUCGAGGUUAUAGUGAGGAAGCUCUUGGUAUUUACUGUAAGAUGCGUGAUAGUGGUGCUAAAAUCGAUCAUUUCACUAUUUCAAUAGUAAUAAGAAUUUGUGCGAGAUUGGCAUCAUUAGAACAUGCGAAACAAGCUCAUGCUGCAUUAGUUCGUCGUGGUUUCGGCACAGAUUUGGUGGUGAACUCGGCGCUCGUUGACUUCUAUAGCAAAUGGGGAAGGAUGAAAGACGCUCAAAGUGUUUUCGACAAGAUGCACCGCAAGAAUGUCAUAUCUUGGAAUGCAUUGAUUGGUGGAUAUGGUAAUCACGGUCAGGGAGAAAAGGCAUUACAAAUGUUUGAGAAAAUGCUUCAAGAAAAUAUGAUUCCAAAUCAUGUCACUUUUCUUGCUGUCUUAUCUGCUUGUAGCUAUUCAGGAUUAUCAGAAAGAGGUUGGGAGAUUUUUGAGUCUAUGAGUAGAGAUCACAACGUUAAGCCUCGAGCAAUGCAUUAUGCGUGUAUGAUUGAACUAUUAGGUCGAGAGGGCUUAUUAGACGAUGCUGUUGCACUGAUAAGAAAUGCUCCUUUCAAACCAACCCUAAAUAUGUGGUCAGCAUUGCUGACAGCAUGCAGAAUGCACGAGAAUUUGGAGCUCGGAACGUUUGCAGCCGAAAAGCUCUAUGGUAUGAAACCCGAAAAGCUGUGUAAUUAUGUUGUGCUUCUAAAUAUAUACAACAAAUCUGGCAAAUUGAAAGAAGCUGCUGGCGUUUUGCAAACGUUAAAGAGAAAAGGUUUAACAAUGAUUGUGGCGCGCAGCUGGAUCGAAGUUAAUAAACAACCGUAUGCUUUCUUUUGCGGAGACAAAUCUCACCCGCAAAUGAAAGAAAUAUACAAAAAAGUGGACAGCAUGAUGGUGGAGAUAUCAAGACACGGUUAUGUUGUGGAGGAAGAAACAUUGCUACCUGAUGUGGACGAAGAGGAACAACGCGUUAUAAAGUAUCAUAGUGAAAAGCUUGCAAUAGCUUUUGGCAUCAUCAACACUCCAGAUUGGUUACCUUUGCAAAUCACGCAGAGCCAUCGUGUCUGCGGUGACUGCCAUAACGCAAUCAAACUUAUAACCAAGGUUACAGGACGUGAAAUUGUGUUAAGAGAUGCUAGUAGAUUUCACCAUUUUAAAAAUGGGAGUUGUUCUUGUGGGGAUUAUUGGUGAUGACAAAAUUUUGUUUUUCAAGCCUUAGGGACUUGUGUGAACUUAUUAGUUUUUUCUCUCCUUCUUUUGCUCCCAAACUUAGUCAUACUCAUACUUAUUUAAGUAGGAUACACUUCUAUAAAAUACUUAGUACUGUUUUACUUUUUUAUAUUGUUAUUUUUUUUUUCUUUUUGGCUGAGGAAUAGGAUGAAGGCACAAUAAAAAUGUAUUAAUGGAUUCAAAAGAUUCAGUAAAUACAUGGAAGAAGUUUUCUAUCCUUCUUAAUGCAGUCACUGUUAUUUCUUUCUUUUGUUUAUUGCUUAUUUCUCUGACAUUGUUUACAAGGUUAUUUGGAUCUAUAUCUAUAUCAUUUCAGCCUCAGACUUUCAUAUGGGACUGGGAACAGAGCAAGUACAUCUUGGAAGCACCUCAUAUUGUAUAGUAAGCAAUGAAAAGUAGCUCAGUUAUGGAGGCCAUUGCCUCAACUGCGUUUUGAUUGAAAGUUCUUCCUUGUCCUAAUGUUCCAAUCAUUAUUCUUGGGUUAAUUUGCCGAAAAGAAGACAUUGAAAUGUGAAAAAUCUGAAACUUUUGCAAUAGUGACAUUAAAUGUAAUAGUAAUUGUUAAGAGACUUUUGUUUAUAUUUAAGGCUAUUGAAUUUU